Molecule: messenger RNA, 3471 nt
Organism: Cydia pomonella (codling moth)
Lineage: Eukaryota; Metazoa; Arthropoda; Insecta; Lepidoptera; Tortricidae
Gene: Psn
Product: presenilin homolog
Exons: 9
Coding region: 171-1637 (488 amino acids)
Biological process (GO): calcium ion transport; amyloid-beta metabolic process; protein processing
Cellular component (GO): perinuclear region of cytoplasm; cell cortex; Z disc
Molecular function (GO): aspartic endopeptidase activity, intramembrane cleaving
Source: RefSeq, a predicted model, not a curated record
CCGUUACGUACGAGUUGAUUUGGUUGUAUUAUCCCAAUUGUCAAUAAUUUCCUGUACUAGUUUUUAGUUUUGUAUGAAGAAAGUCGACUAAUUAUUGAUAUUUCUGUUAUAAACAAACUCAUGUUCUGUUCAUUUGUUUACAAAAUGCGUGUUAGCUAUAUAGUUAAUGAAUGAGUGACACAGGUAGUGACUCAGACGAGGCGACCGAGCGUACGGCACUCAUGGACGGCCACAUCGCAGAAGCUCGUCCCGACAGGGAGAUCGCCGAAAGGAUCGCCAGGAAAAAGAAAACAAAAUCCGAAAGCCAGCGCACUUAUGGCGUGAGUAACACAAAUAGUGUGGAACAAAGUGAUGGUGGAGGCUCCAGUGGGCCCAGCAGGCCUGGGCCUAGCGAACCUAACCCACCUCAGCCUACGGAGCCACAGAUUGAGGAGUUGGAGCUGAAGUAUGGUGCUCGCCAUGUGAUCAAGCUAUUUGUACCUGUUACGCUGUGUAUGCUGGUGGUUGUAGCUACUAUAUCAACUGUCAGCUUUUACUCUGUUAAAGAUGUAUAUUUAGCAUACACACCAUUCCAUGAAGAAAGCCCUCAUGCAGUGACCAAAGUAUGGAAUGCAUUGGCCAACUCCAUGAUCCUGCUGUGUGUGAUCGCACUGAUGACUGUGCUGCUCAUAGUGCUGUACAAGAAGAGGUGCUACAAGAUCAUACAUGGCUGGCUCAUUCUCUCCUCCUUGAUGCUGCUGUUUCUGUUCUCAUAUUUGUAUAUAGAAGAAGCGCUAAGAGCCUACAACAUCCCAAUGGAUUACAUAACACUAGGUUUUGUCAUGUGGAACUUUGGUGUCAUGGGCAUGAUUGUCAUCCACUGGAAAGGCCCCCUGCGGUUACAGCAGGCCUACCUGAUCUUCAUUGCUGCUCUAAUGGCACUUGUGUUCAUCAAGUAUCUGCCGGAGUGGACGACAUGGGCAGUGCUGGCUGUUAUCUCUAUUUGGGAUCUAGUAGCAGUAUUGACUCCAAAGGGCCCACUGAGGAUAUUAGUGGAAACAGCUCAAGAAAGAAAUGAACCCAUAUUCCCAGCUCUUAUUUACUCAUCGACGGUGAUGUACUGCCUCGUGGGAACGACGACGACGGGCGAAGGUGAGCCCCGGGAGCUACGGCCUCUCAACCACGGCACCGUGCCCGACGGCAGAGCGGGUGCGGGCGCGGGCGCGGGCGCGGGUGCGGACGGGGACGGCGGGUUCGACGCGGCGUGGGCGGCGCGGCGCGAGGCGGGCCGCGAGGCGCGGCGCCUGCGCGUGGACGGCACGCAGCCCGCGCACUACACCACGCGCAUCGAGCGCCCCGCGCCGCCGCCGCCAGAUAUGGAGGAGGAGAAGGGCGUGAAGCUAGGCCUAGGCGACUUCAUAUUCUACAGCGUGCUCGUCGGCAAGGCCAGCUCCUACGGCGACUGGAACACUACACUCGCGUGUUUUGUUGCUAUACUUAUUGGUUUAUGCCUAACCCUGCUGCUGCUGGCGAUCCUGAAGAAGGCGCUGCCGGCGCUGCCCAUCUCCAUCACGUUCGGUCUCAUCUUCUACUUCGCCACGCGCGGCGUCGUCAAGCCCUUCGCGGACGCGCUCGCAGCCGAGCAGCUCUUCAUAUAGCUACCGCCCCACACACUAGAUACCAAUUAAUGAAGGCGAUUCCUUCCAAUGUUUAUCGUUGAUCGUUUGUAAACCUUGAUGGCAUAAGGUCUACUUAAGGUUAGUUGUGUUGCGAGUGUGUUAGAACGAAGAAAUGUUCACUUAUCUGUGCACGCUUAUGCUACCUGUAACCUUUUCUGAUUGUAUAAAUAAUCUUGGAACCCGAUUACCUAAGUGGGGUUGUUGAUAUUUGAAUACUAUUCUAAUAUCAACAACCCAACUUUGCUAAUCGGGCAAAUAUUAUUUUCAUCACACUUGCUCGAAAAAGUUCUUAUUUCAUGCAGGUGUACUGAAGGACAAAGGCCUAUUUUGUUCCCGUGGGAGUUAUGGAUCGUGAAAAAAAAGCUAUAACUACCUAGGGAGUUGUAGCUUUAUUUUUUUUAUUAUGUCACUUAUACAAACCAAGUAGCAUAAAUGACUUUUACUUUUAAAAUACUGACAUUUAUAAUUUAAUAUUUUUGUUUGUUUAAAUUUAAAUGAUUUGAUUGAUUUAACAGCCGUUUAAAAUAUUUUUACAUAAUUUUCAAUUGUGGCUGAAUUCCGAAUAGGUCUUUGCCCUCGAUGCUAAACUGACAAGAAAUUAGUUUUUUCUUCGCAAGUGUGAUGAAAAACAUUGUGUGUAACUCCGGGGGUAAGAAUAUUGCAAGUUCGGAUCUUUAAUUCCCUCCAGCCUGCGGCUGUCGGGAAUAAUCACCCUCGUAUCCAAAAUUUCACUUGCCCCUCGUUGCACAAUGUAGUAUUGAUUGGAAAGCUCUCAGUAUUGGGUUUUUAGGUUCGAACUAAUCUUACUUUUUUGGCUAUUUCUAAAUUCUUUGACCUUAACUAAGAGGGUAAUAAUAUGGUAUUUUUGCUUGAUGGUAACAGUAGCUAUCAAUCUUGUGUCUUAACACUUCAUAUUCUAUCCCACGACAAGCAGCUAAACUAGAAACCCUAACAAUUUAACUGGGCGAAGGUCUAGGUGUACACCUACCCCGUUAUUCAUAAAACCAAAGAUACAUUGAUUGAGUAAGAUGUGUAAAAUAUAAGACAAUUUUGUUCUUCGAAUUUGACAGGUAAACGAAUUGGCGCUGUACAGCUCCAUACAUUUUGCGGUAACUCUGACUGUCAAAAAUUGACUGCCAAUUCAGUGACCACAAAAUAUAUGACGCAGUACAGCGCCAUCUCUUUUAGAUGUCAAACUAAGGAGCACGUUUUUUUCUUAGACUUUACCUCUCUAUUACAAUCAAUUCUGUUUGAUAAAACAUAGCAACCAAUUUCAAACCUCAGUUACUUUUGUCUCUUUUUAACAACAGAAAUGUAAAAAUGACAGAUAGGGAGAAACGAUUAUAAAAGGGUUAUAUUUGACAGACGUUUUUGAAUAAGAAUAACGCCACUAGUGUUUAGGGCCAACGUCCCUGACAGUGAGGAUGUCAAUCCUGACACGAUUUAUUUCUGUACAAUUUUUAGCCUAUAAUAAUGUUUACGUUACAAGUUUUUUAAUAGGUUACAACACUUUCAGCUAACCACAGAUGGACCUUAUGUCCUCGCAACAAGGUUUAAGAAUUGUCAGUUAACAGUUUGAAUGAUGGUACGGUCACGUCUGAAAACAUCGAUACGAAAAAGUGCCAAAAAAUAUUUAUACACGACUUUAUUGCCCAUAUAUUAAGGUAGUGUAUACAUACUUUUGGCACUUUUUCCUAUCGAUAUUUUUAGGCGUGGCUGUACCAGAAUUACUCUGCGUGGAGUGUCAAAUCACUAAAAAGUAUAGCGCACAUGAGUGAAUAUGUCGUUAAAACAAAUUAAUAUUAAUAAUAAA